AACUACUAUGUAUGUUUAAUUACUCUUGUGUUUCUUGAUUGCAUUACGUAUUUGUAAAUUACAGAUGAUCUAAUAACAUGUAUUUUCCAUAAUUUUUAGGAUACCUCAACUUAAACAUUCCCCGUCGUUAUUAAAUAUUUAAUCGUGCAUGCGUUUAUAAUUGCGAUGGCUGCUCUUGACAGAUUUCGAUGUGACGAUGAGACCGGAGAAAUUAUAACGUACCAGGUCAAUGAAGAAACUGGCGAACCAUCAAAUAUUCAUAAAAGUUUUCCAAUAAAUUCAGGUCGAGAACUAAAAUGUUCACGAAAACAUAUAAAAUUUCCUCGCGGAUAUAUGAGUAAAACAAAAAAAUUCCAAACUCUGAAGGAAAAAAUUUUAUCUGGUUCUAACACUGUGAGUCACAGAAUGCUUCUCUCGAUACCUACAUUAAUGAUUUUCCCAAGUCUUGUAUGUGUGAUGUUAGUGAUACUUGAAAUUUUUCUACAUAUUGGUUGCCACAGGAAGAAUGUAAUGUUAAAAGAUUCUAAUCUAUUUUAUCAAAGCCCAUUUCAUGUUGUUACAAGUAUAUUUUGUGGAGUAUGCAGAGAUAGUAAUACAGCCUUAAAAAUAACUGCUCUACAAGAUAAAAGGCGCUUCCAUUAUGAUUAUUUUACUGGUUCAUAGAAUUCAUUUGAGAAAUAUCACCUAUAAAUCUAAAAUUUAAUUAAGGGAAUUUACAUAUUACUAAAUUUUGUUAUAAGACUUCAUUUGUAAUUUCUUUAUUUAUAUAAAACUCAUUUGUUAUCAGCCCUGCAAUAAAAUCCAAAUUUUCCAUCUUAUAACAUCUACAUGUUAAUGUUUGAACAAAGUUAAUAUAAUUUUUUUAUAAAAUAAUAAUUGUACUUGUUUCAAAAUA
Pieris brassicae (large cabbage white) is the source of this 895-nucleotide messenger RNA. RefSeq lists its product as uncharacterized. The transcript is spliced from 2 exons. The record is from RefSeq and is a predicted model, not a curated record. Lineage: Eukaryota; Metazoa; Arthropoda; Insecta; Lepidoptera; Pieridae. Bases 166 to 663 code for a protein of 165 amino acids.